Molecule: messenger RNA, 1078 nt
Organism: Theileria parva strain Muguga
Lineage: Eukaryota; Apicomplexa; Aconoidasida; Piroplasmida; Theileriidae
Gene: rsmE
Product: RNA methyltransferase family protein
Exons: 3
Coding region: 53-844 (263 amino acids)
Biological process (GO): rRNA base methylation
Molecular function (GO): rRNA (uridine-N3-)-methyltransferase activity
Source: RefSeq, a predicted model, not a curated record
CCUUGUUUAAUUUAAUUUUUUUAUUAGUGUUGUAUAAAGUAUUUUUCUUAAAAUGAACUUGAUUCUAUUUAGGUAUUCAGAUAUUGUGGAUUCCGAGUCCACUUUGACCGUAGAUAUCAUCGAUAAAAACACAGUUAACCAUCUACUUAAUGUUUUAAAGGUACAUGUUGGUAAAUUAUUAAAAGUCGGAAUAUUAAACUCAACUCUAGACUACGGAGUUGUGGAAAGCAUCACCAAGUGGUCAAUUAAACUAAAAUUAUCCGAAAACUUUAGACUCUUUCCACCCGUGAUAGAAAAGCCCGUGGUUGAUCUGGUAGUUGGAAUACCGAGACCCAAAUCCCUAGAUAAGUUACUCCAGUAUUCGGCAAGCAUUGGAGUUGGGAACAUAGACCUCAUUUGCUCGUCCAGAGUGGAAAAGUCUUACUUGGCGUCACACAAACUCUCAAAAGAAAGCAUAAACAAGUCACUUAUUCUAGGCCUCCAGCAAGGUGUGUGUACCCUCAUGCCCGAAGUGAACAUGUAUCUGAGCAUGGGAGAGUAUGAAAGAGCCUGUAAACAAAAGGAUUACGCAAUGAAAUUAAUUGCUCAUCCGGACUCUGAGGAAACUCUCGGAUCUCUCAAGUUAAACACCCACGUCAAAGGUCCCAUCCUCGUUGCAAUUGGUCCUGAGGGAGGCUGGUUAGAUCACGAACUGACAUAUUAUAAGAAGCUGGGAUUCGUUCAGUUUAAACUUACUGACAGGAUACUUAGAACUGAAGUUGCUGCAGCUGCAAUUCUGUCACAAAUGUCCUUGUUGCUUAAUGACACGACCCUUAGAAACGGGCUUGAACCUGCCAAGCGAUGAUUCACACCAAAACUCCGCUCAUAAGAGGACGAAAUAAAAGAUUCUUAACUGCAGUGUAGAUAAAAAUAAAGAUUCAAAAAAAAUAUGAAAAAAUACAAAAGGAAUAAUCACAAAAAAUAAAAAAAAGUGUACAGUCCUCCUAAUUGAAAUGUAUAUAAGGUGAAAAAUCUAAAAUGGUACGUAUAUAUUAAGCAAUUUUUAAAAACUUAAAAGAAAUUAAUAUAUUCGUUGCCC